Oxyura jamaicensis (ruddy duck) is the source of this 6174-nucleotide messenger RNA. Its product is annotated as BCL-6 corepressor-like. NCBI's taxonomy places the organism in Eukaryota, Metazoa, Chordata, Aves, Anseriformes, Anatidae. The record is from RefSeq and is a predicted model, not a curated record. Gene Ontology annotation, cellular component: nucleus. Gene Ontology annotation, molecular function: transcription corepressor activity; protein binding. Gene Ontology annotation, biological process: negative regulation of transcription by RNA polymerase II.
AAUAUAAAACCGUGAAGAAAAGCAGCGAUUUUUAAGAAGACGUCAUGCUUUCUGCAACUCCCCUGUAUGGCAACGUUCAUAGCUGGAUGAGCAAUGAAAGGGUCCGCAUGUGUGGAAUUAAUGAAGACAGGAAAAUUCCAGUUAAUGAUGGCGAUGCACCGAAAAGCAGACUGGAGUUGAGGGAGGAAAAUCACCUGAAUCACAGUGUGGUGGAUGCAACUACAGCCCAUCGCAUUGACAGUCUCGCAGCUCUGAGUAUGGACAGGUCUGGACUUAUGCGAGAAGGACUCAGAGUCCCCAGUAGUAUUGUCUAUUCCAGCUUGUGUGGAAUCGGCUCCGAAAAAUCGCGGGAUGCUACGAGUUCUAUAGCUGGUCUCGGAUUUACUCCUGAAAGAAAUCCAGAGAUUCAGUUUAAGUCUAAUCCCACCGAAGCGGUAGAAAAUGCAGCUGUCGCUGGAAAAGGCCCGAACGGCUUCAGUGCUAUAUACAAAACGCCUCCUGGAAUACAAAAAAACUCUGUCCCGACGGGAGAGACGCUGGGCUUGGACCGAGCCGCGAGCGACAAGCAGAGCCCUCUCGGUGUCAAUGGUGCUAGCUACCUAAGGCUCCCCUGGGUGAAUCCCUACAUGGAGGGGGCGACACCCACCAUAUACCCUUUUCUUGACUCACCAAAUAAGUAUUCGUUGAACAUGUACAAGGCAUUGCUACCUCAGCAGUCCACUUACAGCUUACCGCAGCACCUGGCUUACUCGCCCGUGUGCACGAACGGUGAACGCUUUUUGUACCUGCCUCCCUCCCACUACGUCACCCCGCACAUCCCUUCGUCGCUCGCCUCGCCCAUGAGGAUCUCGGCCGCCUCGGCCUCUCCGGCCAUCCCGCCCUUGGUGCACUGCCCGGACAAGAGCUUGUCGUGGAAGAUGGGGGUGAGCCCCGGCACCCCCGUCGAGGCGCACGCCUACCCGCACCUGCAGAACAGCAAACAGCCCCGCGUCCCUGCCGCCAAGACGGCGCCCACCGGCAUGGCGCCCGACCCCGCGCUCCUGCUGCCCCACUCGCCGCGGCCGUCCCCCCGCCUCCCGCUGCCCGCCCAGGUCGGGGACGCCUACGCCGAGUUUCACAAACACUUCCCCAGCAUCGCCACCUCGCCCUCCUCCUCGGUUGCGCUCCCCAAGCCCUACCUGAACGUGAGCGGCGAGUUCCCACCUGCGCGGCUGCCCAACGGGAAGCUGCCCAAGGCCGGCGAGGCCGCCGAGGGGCCUGCCCAGGCAGCGCCGCACGUCAGGAAGGCCAGCCAUGACCGAAAAGACAGCCGGUCGCCCCCGCUCCUGGAAAAGCAGGCUCCAACCAAAGACGUCACGGACAAGCCCCUGGACCUGUCGGCCAAGGUGGUUGACGCCGAGGCCGCUGGCAAAGCGGAGCAUGUUAAAAAAAUGCCGCCGACGGUGCUGGUGCACGGCCGGGCUGGAGGCGGCGCGCUGCUGCGGGGGGGCGAUGCCCCGAAGGAGACCCUUUCCCCCGGGAACGGCUGCCCCAUCUACCGGCCCGAAAUCAUCAGCACGGCGCCGUCCUCCUGGAUCGUUCCCGGCCCCGGCCCCGGUGAGGAGAGUGGCAAAAGCGUCCCGCUGAAAAACAAGGCUCUGGACUGGGUGAUCCCGCAGCAGCGGAGCUCCUCGUGCCCCAGGAUGGGCGGCACGGAGGCGGUGGUCGGUAGCGUUGCGGGGACGGUGCCGACGGGGGGGCGGCCGGCCUCAGCCUCGCCGGCUCCCAACGCCAACGCCGACUGUGCCAAGGCGGCCCGGAGCGGCGCGGAGAGCACGGCCUCCGUCAUCCAGCACGUCGGGCAGCCCCUGGCCGCCUCGGCCAAGCACAGCAAUAAGGUGGCCAAGUCCUGCGGCCAGGAAGCUAAUUUCAAGGCCAGCGAGAGCGCUCUGGCCUCCAGCCCCAUAUUUCUGCCGCCCAACGAGGCGUUUCGCUCCCCGCCUCUGCCCUACCCCAGGAGUUACCUCCCGUACCCCGUCCCGGAGGGUCUGGCCAUCAGCCCCCUGUCCCUGCACGGGAAGGGGCACGUGUACCCGCACCCGGUCCUGCUGCCCAACGGCAGCCUCUACCCUGGACACCUGGCUCCCAAACCCGGCCUCCCCUACAGCCUCCCGGCCGGCCGGGGCGAGUUCAUGACCUACCAAGACGCGCUGGGCAUGGGGAUGGUGCACCCCAUGUUGCUGCAGCACUCGGCGCUGGAGAUGAGCAAGGACGAGAAGUCGGAGAGGAGGUCGAGGUCCCACGAGAGGGUGCGCUACGAGGACCCGGCGCUGCGCAGCAGGCUGCCCGAGCUGCUGGAGACCGGCGGGAAGAUGCACUUCGAGGUAGCUGGCGACAAGAACGUGAAACUGCACCAGAGCUCCAGCCACGGCAAAAACUCUGCCAAAAGCGACAAGCACCUCUUCCCGGACCUCCUGCGAGAUGAGCAGGAUGCUAAAAGCGAAACGAAUUUAACAAAAACCGGCUUCGCUGCCGAGAGCGGCAAUCAGGCUAAUGACCCUACGAAGCACAAGGUAGAACAGGCGUCUCAGCACAGAGAUUUUAUUGUGAUGAGAGAGGAGUUUGGAAGGAAUAACGAUCUGCACGAAACCUAUAAUUUUAAGCAAGGCCAGGGUUCGGCCGUGUUCGGCUUGAGGAAGGAGGACUUACCUGCAAGCCAAAAUAAAGAGAGGGUGGCCGUUCAGCCCGCGCCUGCCUUCCUGGAAGCUGCCCACGAGAGCGAUGGCCCAGCUCUGGCUUUUGGCAAAGUGCAGGACGACGCGAAGCAGUUCUGCAUGGGAAGCGCGCAGCCGAGCCUCGAAACCAAUCAGACGUAUACCAAAGAUGGAGCCGACGACGCGGACUCUGCAGAUGGCAAAAUAUUGAAACCCAAGCCAUCUAAACUGGCAAAAAGGAUCGCAAACUCUGCCGGUUAUGUAGGUGACCGCUUCAAGUGUGUGACGACCGAACUGUACGCAGAUUCGAGUCAGCUCAGCCGGGAGCAGCGGGCGCUACAGAUGGAAGGAUUACAAGAGGACAGUAUUUUAUGUCUACCUGCUGCUUACUGUGAGCGUGCAAUGAUGCGCUUCUCAGAGUUGGAGAUGAAAGAGAGAGAAGGCCAAACAGCUACCAAAGACUCAGAGGUCUGCAGAUUCAGCCAGGCAGACUGGGAAAACUUGAAAGGAAACAGUGAAAAGAAGCCAAAGUCUGUCGCUCUGGAAGAUGCCAUUGCUGACCAAAAUGACAAUGACAGAUGUAAUUUUGCCAGUGCAGAAAACAACCAAGGUCACUUUCUUGAAACUCCGGAGGAAAAAGAUCUCUCAAAUGAGAAAUGUUACUUAGAGAGACAUUCUGUAUAUGAGAAAGCGGAAGACCAGCCAACAGAAGAUAUUGGCCAACAUCCAUGUCCACGUCUGGACAGGAAGCGUAAACACUCUGGUGAGAGAGUGCAAAAUGAUGGCAGCCAAAACGAAAGCUUUGUGGACGAGCUGCAGGAUGAGCUUAUAUCAAAGGCAAAAAAGAAGAAGAGCUCCAAAGAUGACUGGCCUGAGAGGGAAAUGACAAACAAUUCCUCUAACCACUUAGAAGAGCCCAAUUGUAAUGAGGUGACCAACCUGAAGGUGUGCAUUGAAUUAACAGGGCUCCAUCCCAAAAAGCAGCGUCACCUGCAGCAUCUUAGGGAACUAUGGGAGCAGCAGGUGUCACCAGAGAGAUCCCCGUCCGGCAAGUUGGGCCGGCAAAGCAGGAAAGAUUUAGCUGAGGCUGUUCAGCCAGAGGCCACUGCAAAGGUCAAAGACUUCACAGAAGAAAGGCACACCAAGAAAAGGUCAGAGGCCAAAAGCAAUAGAAGUUGGUCUGAAGAGUCCCUCAAAACAAGUGACAAUGAACAAGGCUUGCCUGUAUUCCCAGUGUCUCCGCACAUGAAGAGCCUUUCAUCCACCAAUGCAAACAGCAAAAGGCAGGCUCAGCCAAGCUGUACUCCAGCCUCGAGGUUGGCUGCCAAACAGCAGAAAAUUAAAGAAAGCCGGAAGACAGAUGGGCUGUACACAGAUGAAGAGGAGGAUUUCCAACCUGCAUCUCUGCUGCAGAAAUACUCCGAGUGUGAGAAGCCAUCAGGGAAACGUCAGUGUAAAACAAAACACUUGGCACUGCAGGAGAGGAGAAGGAGGUCAUCCCUGACAGGGGACGACACCACAGAUAUCGAAAAUGCUGAAGAUAAGGUUACGGUAAUGAGGAAGGUCAGGAAGCGACCGGAGCCCUCUUCGGACUGCGACUCCUCGCCGGCCAAGCCCUACGAGCAGAAGCUGUUCGAGCGCCUGCAGCAGCCCCCCUCGCUGCCGCCCGCCCCCCAGCCCUCGCCGCUGCAGGUGGCCAGCCCCCCGCCGGAGACCACCCCGAGCCGGCCCAUGCCUCCCGAGGCUCGCAGGCUGAUCGUCAACAAGAACGCGGGCGAGACCCUCCUGCAGCGGGCAGCACGCCUGGGCUACGAGGAAGUGGUUCUGUAUUGUUUGGAAAACAAGGUCUGUGAUGUAAACCAUCGUGACAAUGCGGGUUAUUGUGCCCUGCAUGAGGCCUGUGCCAGGGGCUGGCUGAGCAUCGUGAGACAUCUCCUCGAGUACGGGGCUGACGUGAACUGCAGCGCGCAGGACGGAACCAGACCAAUCCAUGACGCGGUAGAAAACGAUCACUUAGAAAUUGUCCGCCUUUUACUGUCCUAUGGUGCUGAUCCAACGCUCGCAACGUACUCCGGGAGGACCAUUGUGAAAAUGACCCACAGCGAGCUGAUGGAGACCUUCCUCACAGAGUAUUUAACUGACCUGCAGGGUCGAAGUGUUGAUGACCCUGGUUUGUACUGGGAUUUCUAUGGCAGCUCUGUGUGCGAUCCAAAAGAUGAAUCUGGAUUUGACAUCUUGGCAAAUCCCCCUGGCCCAGGCGAUGAAGAUGAAGAUGGCUUUAGCGAUGUGUUUGAAUUCGAAUUUUCGGAUGAACUUCCCUUGCCCUGUUACAACAUCCAAGUGUGUCUCUCUCAGGGACCGCGAAACUGGCUCUUGCUCUCCGACGUGGUAAAGAGGCUAAAAAUGUCAUCUCGCAUCUUCCGCUGCAACUUCCCCAAUCUGGAAGUCGUCACCAUCACAGAGGCAGAGUUUUACAAACAGACUUCUCUCAGCCAGUUGCUCACUUGUGCUACGGACCUUGAAGCGUUUAACCCAGAAAGCAAAGAGCUGUUGGACUUGGUAGAGUUUACAAGCGAACUCAAGACUUUGCUGGGCUCCUCGCUUCACUGGUUGCAUCCACACAAGGACCCUCCCUUCGACAUCCUUUGCUGAACCAUCAGGCCGUUUAAUGUACAGUACUAUAUACAGUUACUUCUUUAUGUAUAUGUGUUCAAAUGCAAUUGUUUCUGUAAAGAAAGGACACUAUUAAAUAUGAAAAUAUCUUUCCUUUAUAUAAGAGAUCUGAAUUCCAGUUGGAUGGAUUUUGGAAGAAUUUUUUUUUAACUUCAAUCAGUUUUUACAAAAUUGUUAUAUAAUGUUUCUUUAAAUGCACACAGGCUUUGGGAUAAGUUUGUUAUUACUUGGAACACAUUUUUUUUUUAGAGAAUACACCCACACAUCGACUUUGUUUCAUACAAAGCACUGAUUACACAGAACAUACUUUUUAUAGGUGAUGUGAUCAAAGUCAUGUGGCUUGUUUGGGAGAUAGGAUUUUGGGAAGGCACUUGGUGAUAUUAUUUUUGUUUUUUUGUUUACAGAAUUACCUGCUUUGGCCAGGUAAGCACUAUUGAAUAUAAUUCAAUAGUUUGUAAUAUAAAUUAAACCAUAUCCAUACACAUCAACUAAUUGUAAGAACUUUUAUAUCCUAAUUUAAAAGCUGUGAAAUUUAGUUUUCACACAUCAAACCGGAUUGUUUAUAUAUGUUUAAACAUUUUAUGCUCUUUAUUUAAAGAAGACGUUGAACUAUUUUUUCUGUACCUUGUAAAAUAUUGAAAAACUAACAUAUGUUGAAGUUGCUUGAAACUGUACAUAAACUAAAUUUUCUGAAUUGUGUGUUUAUGUUUGAGAUCUGUGUUUUAACUUUGUAAGUAAAUCUCCUGCCUUUGUAUUUAUAUUUUACAAAAAUUUUCUUAAAGGCAAUAAAACUGUUGAGAAAUGAAGA